CUCGCAAAGCUAACGCUGGCUCGCAGACUUUACCGUGUUUCAGAGAUGGAUGACAGUGACGAGCCGGGGCUAGUCCUCUCACACAACACCUCUUCAGGCUCAAAGUCAGGUGGAGACAAAAUGUUUUCACUAAAGAAGUGGAAUGCUGUAGCCAUGUGGAGCUGGGACGUUGAAUGUGACACUUGUGCCAUUUGUCGAGUUCAAGUAAUGGACGCUUGCCUCCGAUGCCAGGCUGAAAAUAAACAAGAGGACUGUGUUGUGGUAUGGGGAGAAUGCAACCACUCUUUUCACAACUGCUGCAUGUCUCUUUGGGUGAAGCAGAACAAUCGCUGCCCUCUCUGCCAGCAAGACUGGGUUGUUCAGAGAAUUGGAAAAUAAGAUGCUGCUCCAGCUGGCCAUCUGCCAUUUGGUCCAGAUCUAUAUAACCUCAUAGACUGCAUUAACAUCAGCAGAAUCACUGACACUACCAACUCUGCACAUUAUGUCCAAUUGCAUGUUCCAGGAUUUCCAGUGGAAAAUGGACAAAAAAACUGAGCACCACAGACUGUAAACAAAACUGGAAAUGGUGGGUUUUUGCAUAAGGUCAAAUAUUUGCAACAGUGUUUGUGCUCACAAUGCUUUACAGGUUAUUUCUUGUUGUUUUCUGUUACUGGUGAAUGUGUGC
Messenger RNA from Periophthalmus magnuspinnatus, 664 nucleotides. RefSeq names its product ring finger protein 7 (gene rnf7). Gene Ontology annotation, cellular component: nucleus; Cul5-RING ubiquitin ligase complex. NCBI's taxonomy places the organism in Eukaryota, Metazoa, Chordata, Actinopteri, Gobiiformes, Gobiidae. Bases 46 to 378 code for a protein of 110 amino acids. Gene Ontology annotation, molecular function: ubiquitin protein ligase activity; zinc ion binding; cullin family protein binding. The transcript is spliced from 4 exons. The record is from RefSeq and is a predicted model, not a curated record. Gene Ontology annotation, biological process: ubiquitin-dependent protein catabolic process; protein ubiquitination.